CACCUGCAACAUCUGGAGGUACAACGAGCGGCCAUCACCAGUGCCCGCUACCGCUCGCGCCGACGCCGGAUUUUGAUGAAACGGUGGUUGUGGACCCGAGGGAUCGAGUGAAUCUGCUCCAGCAGGCGUUUUCCCUUCCACCGUCGCCCUUCUCCCCGCAGCUCCUGUGUGGAACAAGAAACAUCAGGGAACAACAACAAACCGCCAGUUGUAGCUCUACAGCAGGGGCUCUGACCGAGGUAUUUUGUCCGCAACCAACGAAGUUGCUGACGGACUGCGAGAUGAAAGCUUCCACCGAAGAACGAACGUGUCCCGCACCACCGGGGACUUCACUUGCGAGCGCUGAAGAUGAUGCGGCGACUGUGGUAUCGGGAGCUUUAGAUGUUGACAACAAGAAGGACGUCAAAGAUCUUUCCACAACUGCCGCCCGUCGCAGUAGAGUGGAGGAGUCUUUCGAAGAGAUCGAUCUUUUCCAACGUCGCUACAACGAGGAGGAACACUCUGCGGAGGAACGACGGAGAGGACACGUCGACCAGCAUCAGUCUGUCGACACGCGGACGGCUGAGACGAAUGGAAAUAACCCUAGGAUCUCCGGUGCGCAACGACUUGGAGGUACAACUGGCAACUACGAAAUCGUCGAUCAACCACAAGGUAGUUCGAGCGAAUCUCUGCGGUUGCCGUCUACUGAUCUUUUGCUAGUACAACAUGGGGCAGCUGCUGUAGUACCUACUUCCCCUUCCGCGGCGCCUCAAGCAGGGGCGGGCGAAGCUGCAGCGUCU
Messenger RNA from Amoebophrya sp. A120, 779 nucleotides. The record is from the annotation of a GenBank genome assembly. NCBI's taxonomy places the organism in Eukaryota, Dinophyceae, Syndiniales, Amoebophryaceae.